Molecule: messenger RNA, 1149 nt
Organism: Belonocnema kinseyi
Lineage: Eukaryota; Metazoa; Arthropoda; Insecta; Hymenoptera; Cynipidae
Exons: 2
Coding region: 45-725 (226 amino acids)
Source: RefSeq, a predicted model, not a curated record
UUCUCUAUUGAUACAUUCAUCAACGUCUUCGCUCACCAAAGAAGAUGAGGAUUGUUUGGACUCUAUUCCUUUCCUUGGCCAUUAUCCUCAAUUCUAUUGAAUUUGGUUCACAGUCCAAUUUUUCGCCUGGUGAUGAAGCUGGACCUAGUUCCCCUCGUCAGGAACCUGUUGCUUCUCCUCCUGAGAGAUCUCCCAGGAGGUCUCUUCGUCAUGCCAGACGGCAGUCCUCUGCUGUGUCUCUUCCUUCAGCUGACCCCGAUCUUCGUGCCAGGUCCAGGUCACCUGGAGACAGGCGGCUCAACUUUCGCAAAGUACUUGGAUUUAAAAUUGAAGACCUUAGACUAAUUCGACUUCAACCCAGAAAAUAUCCCUCUCUAAUAUUCGAACUUAGAAACUACAAUUUUCCUCUCGAUACACCUAUUCGAUUGAGAAAACAAGGACAGGGCUUCCACCCCGUGCCUACGAGAGCACAAAUUGUAUUGUCGGCACCCGAUGGUGACGUCUUUGCGAUAGUGGAAAGAAACUGGAGCAACAAUACAAUUUUACGUGCAAUGUAUAAACUUGAUAAUUCGCCAGCUGGGUCAAAACGUGCUAAAAUAAACAUGUACAGCGAGGAGGUUAAAGAAUUGGACAACAGAGAAACCUUGGCAUGUCCAAUCAACGCCCAGUCAAUCAGAAGUUUUUUUGACGUAUAUCGUGUGAGCCGCAAUUUUUUAAAUCAAUAACAAAAAACGCGCCCUUUUUCAGAUCUGGCGCUUUGCGUUUGGUUUUUAUGCUUUGUGACAAUGGAUUUGUUAUGAAAUAAUUUAGUUACAAUGCGCAGUUAUGAAAUUUUUAAUUGAAAUAUUUUUCAUUUUAAACUAAUUUCUUCAAUUUAAGGAUUUUAAAAUGCAGCUUGGAGAACGUAAUAUACAGUUUUUGUUGUUUCUUGCAAUUUAAUUUUCUCUGAUUGUACCUUUUUACCAAAACUAUAUUUGACAAUUAUUUUUACUUUUUUUAAAUAUUAUAAAUAGUAGAUAUGUAUGGAAUCUCACCACCGCCUAAAAGAAUAAGUGAGGAUUUAUUAAUAUUCAGACCAUUUUAAAAUGGUAAAAAGCGACAGUACUAUAAUUUCAAUUACAAAAACUAUAUAUUUUCUUUCCAGAGACC